AUGUCCCUCGCAUACGUUAAAGCUUCGUCUGAUGGGCUCCCCACCCGCCAGGCUGCGAGACCCUCCUCGUCUGGGCCGUCUGGGCGCACGUUCUCGCCCACGCGCCGGCGAGCAGGAAACCAUCACCGAUCAUCGUCCGCGGCCGGUGAGAGACGCGGCGAUGGCUGGAACAGACCGCCAAGCCCCUGUCGAUUAAGGCUCGCUGCCGAGCGCCCCGACUGGGCGGUCACAUGGCCGCCAAACAAGGAAGCUGCUCCGGCACCAGGCGCGAGCGAGGUGCUAGCCGCCCUUAGUGCUGAGCUGGCCAAGGUGGCGCCUUCCGCCGUGGGAAGUGUGGGCACCUGGACAGUUUGCAAUACUGUCCAGGUUAAAGGAGGCAUCACUGAUGACGCCCAGCUAAUGGCAUCUGUGCUUCGCGACGUGCUCUACAAUUUCUUCACGGGCUAUUACGAGAAGGGAGUGCCCACUUCACCCCAAAGAACGGCCGAACGCAAGAAGAACUGCUUGGACAGCAUCUCUCGAGUCCUUCACGCGGUUGUAGGGCCAGGGGACCUCCUGUCCUCAGAUUUGAGAGCGGACUUCGCGGAAGAAGCAUAUGCUGCCUGGGGAUCCUGCAAGGGAUGCAUUGCAGCAAAAGCGGAGAUGUUGCCCCCCAAAGGCACCAACUUUGUAGAGUACAACCAUGACGAGAUUGAGCAUGACUUCGUGACAAAAAGCCCUUUCAGGGACUUUGCACAUGCCAUCGUGAACCGGCAAGAAAAGCUUGACGAGACCUUCUUUGACGAGGUGCUGCAGCGGCUCAAGGCGUAUCAUGCGGACAAACCUGAGCUUGGGGAGUAUGAGUUUAAGGCAAUGGCAGUGGAGCUGAAUACGAUUGCAUCGCUUUGUGCAGGAGUGAGAGCCUUUUGUGCAGCUACGGGGUACACACCGCCUCCUUUGCCAGCCAAGCCGGUCCCAUGCAAGCCUGGACGUUUUCGACUUGUCUCUGACUACUCCACAGGGGUCAUGCCCACAGACAGAUCAGUUUCGUGGGUUCCGACCUUGCCAUCAGCCCAGCUCCGGGAGGACGUAUCAGAGCGCUAUGGCAUUGACAGGGCCUUGUGGACGUUUGCCGGUGACAAUCCAACGGGCCCAACAUCCAAAGCCAGCUCCGCACCGCUUACUUGUUGGGAAUUCCUCAAGUUCAUGGAUGUGAUGUAUUUGCCAGUGAGCGAUGCUCCACGAUUCUUGAGGGUCCCUGGCAAGGAUCGCACCUUGAAUCGUGGGCAGUUGGAAGUUGCAGCUGCAAACUACACAACUGGGAACGUUGACCGUAUCCGUGUGGCACGGGAAGCACUUCUUGCAGCAAGCAAUGAGCAUGCGCUUCUCGAUACGGCCGGCAUCAUUGCAUUCUUCGCCACCAUUACAACGGUGGUGGAUUUUGCCGGGCACUACUCGACUCAGCUCCUCAAGAUGCUCGACAAGAUCGCAACUGUCAUUUCCAGCGGCCGUAUCAUGCGAAAGUAUGUCUGCUGCCAGACCGUCUAG
Molecule: messenger RNA, 1527 nt
Organism: Symbiodinium pilosum
Lineage: Eukaryota; Dinophyceae; Suessiales; Symbiodiniaceae
Source: the annotation of a GenBank genome assembly